GAGUUUAGUUGGUAAUGGAAAGAAUAAUUGAAGAAGAUAUUGUGAUUGUAGGAGCUGGAAUUGCUGGCCUCACAACCUCCUUGGGACUACACAGAUUGGGCAUAAGAAGUUUGGUAUUAGAAAGUUCAGAUAAUUUGAGAGCCACUGGAUUUGUACUAACAUUAUGGGAAAAUGCUUGGAAGGCUUUGGAUGCUGUCGGUGUUGGAGACAUCCUCCGCCACCAACAUAUACAAUUUCAUGGGCUUGUAACUACAACUUUGAUUACGGGGAAACAAACAUCAACAACGUAUUUCAAGGACAACACAAGAAAGAAUGGAUCGCAUGAGGUUCGUUGUGUUAGAAGGCAUAUAAUAUUGGAAGCCCUAGCCAAAGAGCUUCCAAGUGGAACCAUUAAGUACAUGUCAAAGGUGGUUGCCAUUCAGGAAUCUGGAUUCUCUAAGAUACUACAUCUGGCUGAUGGAGCAAGAAUCAAAACCAAGGUAUUGAUAGGGUGUGAUGGAGUAAACUCUAUGGUGGCAAAGUGGUUAGGCUUUAAGGAGGCUUCUCCCAUAGGAAGAUACACAACUAGGGGUUAUGUAGAGUUGAAGAACACUCACGAUUUGGAACCAAUGCUCAUGCAAUACUUUGGAAAAGGUUUUAGAGCCGGAGUUAUUCCAUGUGAUGACAAGGGUGUUUAUUGGUAUUUCUCAUGGACUUCUAUCAUCGAAGACUACCAAAAAGAUCUAGCACAAGAUCCGGCUAAAUUGAAGCAAUAUGUGUUAAAUAAGUUAGAGAAGAUGUCAAGUUAUGUUAGAUCUUUCAUUGAAAACACUGAGUUAGAUGCUUUUCAUUUUGCUCCAUUGAGACAUAGACAUCCCUGGGAGCUAAUAAUGGGAAAUAUUAGUAAAGGAAAUGUUUGUGUUGUUGGAGAUGCAUUACACCCUAUGGCACCUGAUCUUGGACAAGGGGGUUGUUGUGCUUUAGAGGAUGGGGUGGUUUUAGCAAAGUUUUUAGCUGAGGCAUUUUCCAAGAAUCCAAAAGAAGGAGAAGAAGAAUAUAAAAUAAUUGAGGAAAGUUUGAAGAAAUAUGCAAAGGAGAGGAGAUGGAGAUGCAUUGAUCUCAUUACUAGAUCAUAUAUUAUGGGUUCCAUUCAACAAAGUGGUUCAAAAUUGGUUAACUUUUGUAGGGAUCAAAUUUUGACUAAAUUCUUGGUUGAUCAGACGUUGAAGAAGUCAGAUUUUGAUUGUGGACAACUAAAAUAG
Vicia villosa (hairy vetch) is the source of this 1241-nucleotide messenger RNA. Its product is annotated as monooxygenase 2-like. The transcript has 6 exons. Gene Ontology annotation, molecular function: FAD binding. Bases 15 to 1241 code for a protein of 408 amino acids. Lineage: Eukaryota; Viridiplantae; Streptophyta; Magnoliopsida; Fabales; Fabaceae. The record is from RefSeq and is a predicted model, not a curated record.